Molecule: messenger RNA, 981 nt
Organism: Symbiodinium pilosum
Lineage: Eukaryota; Dinophyceae; Suessiales; Symbiodiniaceae
Source: the annotation of a GenBank genome assembly
AUGGGGACGGAUAGCAGUGAGAUGGUCCAGGUGGCAUUGUUGAGUGGUGAGAAAAUCCAGCUGCCGGUGCAGCCUGAGACCACCCUCGAGGAGGUGAAGGAGGCAGCGGAGAACGAGCUGGAAGUUGCCAUUAGUCACUUCGUCCGAGAGGAUGGUAAAGUUUUGGGCAAAGCACAGAUGGCGUGGACGGUUUCAAAAACGAAGUUGCGGCAAGGGGAAAUCCUUCGAGCUUUGGUCAGGUACCGCAUCUGGAUUAGGCGUCUUGCCCAAGGUAUGCUGGACCAGAUCAGUUCGGUCAACAGCGACGGCCGCGAAAACAUUAUGAAUCAGUUCUCAGGCAUCGAACCAUGUAAUGAAGAAGAGUUGACGUGUAUUCUCCAAGUCAUUUUCCAUAAAGCCAUGGUAGAGCCUGCCCACGGCAGAACCUAUGCGCGCAUGGCUGCUGGUCUGAAGGAGCGAUGCCCCGAGCUUCCACCCGAACACGAGGGUGACAGGCCUGUGACUGUCACGCGUUUGCUGCUCAACAUUUUGCAGCGUGAGUAUGAGAGUACGCCAGAAACUUUUGAGGUAUCAGAAGAGGACAAGGCAAAGUUUCCAAGUGCUGAGGCCUUGGAAGAGGACCUCGCCAACAAGAAGCGCAGGAUGCUUGCAAUUGUAGGUUUUACGGGACAUCUGUUCUUGGAGCGCCUUCUGACAAUGAAGGUGAUUCGGCAGAUUGUUCAUGACCUGAUUAGACUUGGAGGCGACGACCGACCUCCUCCCGAGGAGCCGAUGAUUGAGUGUGUUUUGGAGCUCCUGACAUUGGUUGGCCGGACUUUUGACGAGUCCGUUCCGACCGGCAUGACUUUCAUGAACGCAUUCGAAGUACGGCUGCUGGCCCUGUCUGCACUUCGCAUUGGGGACAAGCACUUCUUCUCAGACCGUGUGCGGUCCGCCAUCAGCGACCUGUUGGAUUGUCGCAGGAACAACUGGCUCCCUUGA